AUGCCCAUCAUUACCACCAAGGAGCCUGCUUCGGCCGUCGCCGAGUCCCUCAAGGCCGAGGCCAGCGAGGCCAAGCCAGCGUACCUCGUCGUCUACGCCUCGCACCGCAACGGGCGCUCGUGGUGCGGUGACUGCACGGCGGCCGAGCCGUAUAUUGAGAAGAAGUUUGGCGGUAACGAGCACACUGUCCGGGUCGUCUACGCGGGGUUGCCUGAGGAGUGGAGGACGAAGGAGAACCCGUGGAGACAAGCGCCGUUCAACGUCACGAACCUGCCGACGCUGAUCAAGGUUUCUGGAGAGAAGAAGUGGGAAAAGCUGGUCGAGGCGGACGUCUACGACCAGAAGAAGCUCGACGGCUUCGUCGGCGGCAACAGCCACUAG
This is a messenger RNA of Colletotrichum graminicola M1.001, 381 nucleotides long. RefSeq lists its product as uncharacterized. Gene Ontology annotation, molecular function: protein-disulfide reductase [NAD(P)H] activity. NCBI's taxonomy places the organism in Eukaryota, Fungi, Ascomycota, Sordariomycetes, Glomerellales, Glomerellaceae. The record is from RefSeq and is a predicted model, not a curated record. The coding region runs from base 1 to 381 and encodes 126 amino acids. Gene Ontology annotation, cellular component: cytosol. The transcript is spliced from 3 exons.